Aspergillus piperis CBS 112811 is the source of this 1463-nucleotide messenger RNA. RefSeq names its product alpha/beta hydrolase. The record is from RefSeq and is a predicted model, not a curated record. Gene Ontology annotation, molecular function: hydrolase activity. NCBI's taxonomy places the organism in Eukaryota, Fungi, Ascomycota, Eurotiomycetes, Eurotiales, Aspergillaceae. The transcript has a single exon. Bases 171 to 1133 code for a protein of 320 amino acids.
CUUGGUUAAGGCUGUCACUACCAACCCCAUCCUCGACCCCACCAUCUGUCUUUCUUUACAAAUCCUUAUCCAAUUUCUUUAUACUUCGCUUGUUUGUGAAGGGCUAGCUAGCUAUUUUGAGUUGCCUAAAAGGAAACAGUAUCCACUCUACACCACACAUUGGGAACGGUAUGCCUUUAGCGCCCGAAAUUCAACAAUUCAUCCUCGGCUUCAAAGACCGGUGGGACGGGUCAGUGAACACUGCUUGUCAGGACUUUUUUGAAGCCCAGCAUUUAUCCGUUGGCCCUCUGAAUCCAGAUCAUACAAUCAAGUAUGAGAAGAAUGUGAAGUACGGCCCAGAUCCAAGGCAUCGCUUGGAUGUAUUCUGGCCAGCAGAUGCUACCUCAACCAACGCGACUCUGCCUGUUGUCGUCUACUUUCAUGGCGGUGCAUUUAAGCUGGGCGAUAAUUCUAUCACUGCGCACAUGCACGCAAAUAUCGGUCGAUUUUUCGCAUCUCAGGGUAUGAUCGGCGUCUUGGGGACUUACCGGCUACUGCCAGAAGCUCGAUUCCCAGACGGGCAGGACGAUGUCGCCUCUGCUCUCUCGUGGCUGCAUGACAAAGUGCAUCAGUAUGGAGGGAACCGAAAUGCCAUCUUCGCGCUUGGCCAAAGUGCAGGUGGAGGCCACCUCGCCAUGGCGCUUUUCUCGGGAAACCUGAAGUCAGACCAAGGACAGAGCCUGGUGCGCGGCGUCCUGCUUCUCAGCGCGGCGUUAAAGUAUGACCUAACUAAGAAGGGUCGACGCGAGAGCAUGGAGCAGUAUUAUGGAACGACGGACCAUAGUCUUAUUCAAUCCCGAUCGGCGUACGGUAUGUUCCAGGAUUUGCCGUCCGUUGAAGACGCGGAUGUGGCUUCCGUGCCGACACCCGAGCUGUUUUUAAUGCUGGCGGAGUGGGAUUUCGAGGAAUGCGUACAAGGAAACUUGGACUUUGCGAGGCUGUAUGCUGAGCGUCGCCGCCGUCUUCCUCGCUUUGAGGUGUUGCCUGGUCAUAAUCAUGUUAGCUAUGCAUUGUCUAUCGGCUUGCCAGGAGACGAGGUUGGACCGAAGAUUGCAGACUGGGUGAGGCAGUGCUCAGAGGGGGCUUCAUCAUAGACAUCCAUGGGUUCGGUCUGGAUUCGCUUUUACUUCCUCGGUAUUGUAAAUCGCCCAUAGUCAAGAUCUAACUGCAUCAAACCAGUGCAAGCGCUAGGUGGGAAGAUUGAACUUCAAUACUACUAUCUUCUACGAUAGGCAGGGACAUUGUCCGCAAGGAAACCGGGCCUAGUAUAAUUACUUUUUUCUUCACUACUAACUAACGUUACGUAUUGAGAGUGGCCAAUAUACCUGAUGAUUACUCGUUCAGGUGCAGAAAUACUAGCAAUAUGUAUAUCUGGAUGUUAUAUGCCACCGACCCUGCUCGGAUAGUAUAUAUUUACCCAUAGG